AUGUCGAACUACGAAGGCGACGCAGAACCAAUCGCCGGAGCCUCCUCGUCCACCUCGACCGCUCUCGGCAAACGAACUCGCAACGAUGACCCAUCCUCCACCACCACCUCCGCUCUCGAUGCGGCGGAUUCUUCCAACCUAUCCCGUCUUUCCCCCGAGCCAGACGAAGAUAUGAACAUGACCGAGGGUAAACACCCUGUCUGGUUGGUGAAAAUUCCUAAAUUUCUUCUUCAAGCUUGGAGUGUUAUCCGAACAGACGACUUGCGGUUGGGUACAGUUAGGGUUUAUGAUCCGGAUCAUACAGGACAUCAACGUAUGGAACUCCUGUUGCCGGAUCCUCCUCAGCCAGCGAUACCUGCGGAGCCGGGCAAGGGGAGAGAUGCGAGAUGGGAAGGAAUUCCAAGGGCAUAUGAUUUGAAGUUGACCGCGGAUAGUGCUGCGACUUUGAAGAGAAAUAUCUAUGCGUUUAGGGAGAAGGUUGAGCAUCUCGACCCCUUGGGUGCAGGCGCCAUCAAGAAGGGAGAGGAGAGUUCCGAAGAGGAUGACCAAGAGGCAGAGGAGGGUGGGAGGAGGAAGAAGAGGGGAAAGACGAGAAGAAUCACUGCUCUCUGUGGGACAAUUACCAACGAAGCUGCACUCCAACCUCAGAUUCGCUCUUCCUCUUCCUCUUCCUCUUCCUCCUCCGCUGACAUCAAACCUGCUCUCAGCGGGAUUGGUAACGCAGCUCCCAUCUCCGACUCUUACCGAGAACUGCUCCGACGCAGACGUGAAGAAGCAUCGAAACCCAAACGCACGAUCAAAAUGCUCGACUCGACCGACACCGGACGACACAAUAUGCUGGUCGCUGGUGUAGGCGGCGGUCUUUCCAACAGCCAAAAGAGCCGUUUCAACGCUGCCAUCUCCUCGAAACCGACAAAGAACUCUGGUGGGGCAGGAGGAGGGGAGAAGUUUGCUAGGAUGCCCAAAAACGAGCUGCUGGAUAUGUUAUUCGCCUUGUUUGAAAGGUGGCAGUAUUGGAGUUUGAAGAAGUUAAGGGCGGAAACGCAACAACCGGAGAGUUACUUGAGGGAAGUAUUGACAGGCAUUGCGGAUUUGCAUAAGAGAGGUCCAUAUGUGGGUAAUUGGAGCUUGAAGCCCGAAUAUAGCAGUGCGCGGAAAGAGGCUGAGGUGAAAGCGCAGAUGGAGGAGCAGCAGGCGAGAGGGGCGAGUAGCAGCCAGAGUGGAGGCAAAGGGAAGCAAGUGAUGGCGAAUGAUGAGGAGGAGGAAGAUUUUGGUGAGAAUGAUGAAAGCAGUAACGACGACGAUGAUGAUGAUGGGCAGGAUUUCGAUCAUGUGUAA
Messenger RNA from Ustilago hordei, 1338 nucleotides. RefSeq lists its product as uncharacterized. The record is from RefSeq and is a predicted model, not a curated record. The transcript has a single exon. Gene Ontology annotation, cellular component: transcription factor TFIIF complex. Gene Ontology annotation, biological process: transcription initiation at RNA polymerase II promoter; transcription by RNA polymerase II. The coding region runs from base 1 to 1338 and encodes 445 amino acids. NCBI's taxonomy places the organism in Eukaryota, Fungi, Basidiomycota, Ustilaginomycetes, Ustilaginales, Ustilaginaceae.